Brienomyrus brachyistius is the source of this 874-nucleotide messenger RNA. It is a transcript of the gene nme5, whose product is annotated as NME/NM23 family member 5. Bases 169 to 795 code for a protein of 208 amino acids. Gene Ontology annotation, molecular function: nucleoside diphosphate kinase activity. Gene Ontology annotation, biological process: negative regulation of oxidative stress-induced intrinsic apoptotic signaling pathway; CTP biosynthetic process; GTP biosynthetic process. NCBI's taxonomy places the organism in Eukaryota, Metazoa, Chordata, Actinopteri, Osteoglossiformes, Mormyridae. The transcript has 6 exons. The record is from RefSeq and is a predicted model, not a curated record.
CUAUUGAUGUAACCAAGGUUUAUUUUAAGGUUUUUUGAAUGAUUCACAACGCGGGCCAAUUUGAACAAAAAGAUUGACCCAAUUCAGUUGCCGUAGAGUUUCUUCGUAUCCAAGCAACGAGAUCGACGCUACGGUCAGACGAUACACGUCAUUUUGAUAAAAUUAAGUAUGGAUGACAACCAAACGGUACCCGCUCGUGUUUAUGUGGAGCGAACUCUGGCUUUGAUCAAGCCGGAUGCUAUCGACAAAGCGGAUGAAAUCGAGGAUAUCAUUCUGUGCUCAGGAUUUACUGUUCUGCAGAAACGGAAGAUUCAUUUAACCCCAGAGCAAUGUAGUGACUUCUAUGCGGAACAAUAUGGAAAGCUGUUCUUCCCCAGACUUACUGUGUUCAUGAGCUCUGCACCCGUCACUGCUUACGUUCUUGCACGAGACCAAGCUAUCGCGUACUGGAAAAGCCUGAUUGGACCAAGUAACCCUAUCAAAGCCAAAGAGACACACCCGAAUUGCCUGAGAGCUAAAUAUGGGACUUCUGAUCUGAGGAAUGCCUUGCAUGGGAGUGACAGUUUUUUGGCUGCUGAAAAGGAAAUAAAGUUCAUGUUCCCCAAUUCAGCUGUCAUUGAGCCGAUUCCCACCCGAUAUGCUGCUAAGGAUUACCUGAAUAGAUUUGUGAACUCAACUCUGCUCAAUGGACUGACUGAACUCUGCAAGAGAAAGCCAGCGGACCCCUUUACUUGGCUGGCUGAUUGGCUGAUAGAAAACAAUCCUAACAAACCAAAGGUGAUUCAUGCUACCUGAAGAAGCAGAAUACAUCUUCAUAUCUCUGGGGGUUUCCUUCCCCCUGUAAAUGGAAUAAAGUUUUCCAGAGUUUUUAGUA